AUCUACUGAAGAUAUGAGAGGUUGAGUCUACGUCUGCACCACCCCCUUCAUUUCCCCACAAUCAACAGGAAGACUGGAGGCCGGAGAGAGUAACUAUACUCCGCAGGAGAGGAAGGACGUAGAGGUCCAGCUGCACAAUUAGAACAAAGGAAAACCUUCAAGGCAAAGGAAUGAGCAAGAAUCAGAAAGAAGUGAAGAAAAUCCAGACGGUUUAUCUGCAGAACUUAGAGAAGCUAAACCAGGGAAUAAAGCCGGAGAAGAAAAGUUGGAAACCAAAGGAGGGAGAGUUUGCUGUGCAGACAGCGAUGGAAAAGCUGCGGCAGCCUCCCAUAACUGGAAAAGUCACCAAAAGUUCAGCUCACAGAAUCAGCAGAGAUCUGACCUGCUCUAUCUGCUUGGACCUCUUCAAACAGCCAGUGUCUCUGCCCUGCGAUCACACUUUCUGCCAGGGCUGCAUCGAGGGGUACUGGACCGGUCCUAGGGGUCCUGGCCAAGGGGGCACUGGCUCCUGCCCUCAGUGCAGGAAAGUGUACCCCGGGCAGAGCUACAGGCCAAAUCGCAUCGUGGCAAACAUCGUGGAGAGCUACUGUCAGGGUCUGGAGGAGAGCGGGUCUUCAGGCUGUCUGCCAGAUGUUGGGGUACCAGAGAGGGUCCCUGCUCCAAUCCCCCGCUGUAACAGACACAGAGAGGAGCUGAAGCUGUACUGUGAUGAGGACCAGGAGCUGGUGUGUCUGGUGUGUGGUCUUUCACAGGAGCACAGAAAUCACACCAUGGUGUGUGUGCAGGAGGCCGAGCUGAAGUACAGAGUGAGUUCACCUUUAAGUUAACAACAACCUCAUGUCAAGAUCUUACUACUGAUGUUAUUUGAUGUUCAUUUCUAAGAAUCUGCAGACUGGGAUGGACCUCAGGAAGUUUGCAUUGUCACAAAGUGCAUGUAGGAAAGUUUACACCGUCCCUGUAGGUCAAAGUUCAAAGUGAUACUUGCAACAGCCCUUUUUACCGUCAAUGCAAACAGAUGAUUUAUACGAAUGCCAGAAUCCUUUUUAAUUUGUGUCUUGCACAAUAAAAGUUUGAGGCAGGUCAGUCUCUGUAGUGAUUUCGUGAUUCUGUCCUAUCAGGCGCUGCUCAACAGUUCCAUGGAUUCCCUCAAAGGUGAACUGAACACAGCGCUGCAGUAUGACAGGGAGGCUGAGGAGGAGGUCAAAAAGCUCAAGGUGAGAGUUGUAGCCGACUGCACAUGGAUGCACAAAAAAGACUCACAGGAGCCAUUUCUUCACAUUCCUCCUGUGUUCGCUUGUCUAACCCGUGUCUUAAAUCAGCUGUAAAUUACUCAAAAAACAAUUCUCUAUCAUCCAAUUUGGUUCUCAUCUCUAGGUUCCACGAAAAUAUUGUUGAUAAUAUUUUGUUGUGGGCCUCUGGACCUUUCUUUGUUAGUACACCCCAUACAGACAGCUAUACUGAAUUGAUUUCACAUAUUUGGACAUGCCUGCAAUGUUUUUUGUGCAGGAAAAAACACGGCAAAAUGAGAAUGUCUUAAAUCUCAUAUGAUUGGAAGAGGAUCUGACUGUCAGUGCGGUGCCUGACAGUGCACAUAUGAUUUUAAUUUUUGAUUUUAAUUAUUUUAAUUAUUGAUUUUUAAUCAAACUGGGUCAACAGCGACCCUAACACAAGUGCCAUAAUCUUAAUAAGAGCAUUUUUUUAUUUUCACUUUGUUGAAAUAGAGGUCCCUGACAAAAUCAAGACGUCAUGAUGCCAAAAAGCCAAUCUAUGUGGUUCUUUUGAGUAUUUAAAAACAAAAACAGGUCAGUGCAGACCCUAACACAGGAGGAGAGUUAAGAUAUAAGUAUGUUUUAUUGAAUGAAGAAGAGUUUAUGCUUCAGUCUUUGUGCUAAUGCUUAUUUUAUAUCUAAACUGUAUUUCUUAUGAACUUCUUGCGAUUAUGGAUCUGCAUAUAUAGUGAGCAAAACAAUGAAGCUAUUUGGCACCAGAAUAAAAUAACAUACUGACUAAACAUUUUAUUUGUAUUUCUUUCAAUAUAAACCUUAAAUGCAAAUCAGAUGUUGUGUCUAAGCUGCAGUACAGCUGCCCACCACAGGUUACGUGUGAAGCUAGCUCCUUAAAUGCUCUGCUACCCAGAUGUAAGCCAGCACAGAUCAGAUCUCAAACAGUUUGGCUGUGUUUUGAUGUAGAAAAUGGAGAUACGGUUGUAUGUGGGCCAUAUUUAAAAACCAGAGUAAUGUUGUUUACAGAGAGAUGUGGGCAUAAACCCAUAGACUGUAUAUACUAUAUACUUCUAUACUUCUAUACUAUACUAUACUUAUACUUAUACUUAUACUAUACUAUACUAUACUAUACUUCUACUAUACUAUACUAUACUUCUAUACUAUACUAUACUAUACUAUACUUAUACUAUACUUAUACUUAUACUAUACUAUACUAUACUUCUAUACUAUACUAUACUAUACUAUACUAUACUAUACUUCUAUACUUCUAUACUAUACUAUACUUAUACUAUACUAUACUAUACUAUACUUCUAUACUAUACUAUACUAUACUAUACUAUACUAUACUAUACUAUACUCAUACGUAUACUUAUACUUUACUAUACUUAUACUAUACUAUACUAUACUAUACUUCUAUACUAUACUAUACUAUACUAUACUAUACUAUACUAUACUUAUACUUAUACUAUACUAUACUAUACUAUACUAUACUAUACUUCUAUACUAUACUAUACUUCUAUACUUCUAUACUUCUAUAUGCAGUCUAUGUAUAAACCUGAAAAAUGGACUGAACUCUGCAAAACUACUUUGAUAUUGUUUACCAACACAUGCCGUGAUCCUGUUUUAGCCUUGUUAAAUUAAGAGAUUAGUCUCUUUGGAGCAUCUUUACCUGUAACCAUGACGCUAUUUUCACCUCCAACUCUUAGGAGCACACAGCUGACCUGAAGCAACGCAUUGAGGCCCAGUUCAGCGACCUGCACCAGUUCCUGUACCAGGAGGAGAAACUGUUGCAGGUGAAGCUGAAGACAGAGGAGCGCAGGGAGCUGAUCCGUCUGGACGAGCACAAGGCCCUUCUGUGUGUGGAGAUUUCUCGUCUGCAGAGAGCCUUACAUGAGAUCGAGGACAAGCUGAAAGAGCAGGACGCCUUCUCUCUGCUGCGGGUAUAUGAGCGUGAUGUAUGAUGAAUGAAGCACAUCUGGAAGUUUUUAACAGCAUUGAUGAGUCAGCUUUUAGGGUGAAUAACAAAGAAAAGCUGAGCUGGCAGAUUCAAACUUUUUUCUUUUCAAAAGUAUUCACUUAUGUCAUGACAAAAAAAUAUGCCAAACUGUUAUAUUUGAGGUGAAAGGUUGCUUUCUUGGCAUGUAUUUUGGCCCAAAAUUUCAAAAAAUGCCCAAGAGUCAACAUUCAGGUUUUUACUCUACAGGGUGUGACCACUUUGGCUUUCCUGUAAAAGUUUGUACAACGAUCCCAAAAACCCUGAAAACCAUCUCUGCAUGUAACUGAAGAAUAAACUUUGACCUGCUGGUAAAAAUGUUCGCACCAAUCCUACUCUUCGAAUAACAGAAGACCUGAGCAGUGAGCGCAGACAGGAAGUAGGCCAGUGAUCUCAGCCGUUGAUCUGCAGGAUAAAGAGUUUAGUUCAGGCACAGGGCCAAGCUUAAGGCUUUGACUGAGGGGACUUUCCCCCGGCCGCGGGGAGAACCCGAAGGGUGGGAUUGCGUGAGCUCAGACAUUGAUGUCAUGUGGAAAAACCUCGAUAGUGUUUCAGAUACAACAAAGCUGAUCAUCUCCUGUGUUUAUUCCUUUGUCUCAUUUCAGAGCAUCAAAGUCCUGCUCCAGAGGUGAGUCUGGGAUGAGAUUUUUCAUUAUUUGACCCCAGAUCGAUUUUGUUUUUUCUCCUUUUCUUCCCUAUUCUCACUUCUUAGUGUGAUUUUGUUGGCAGGCCUUCACUGAAGUUUGAGAAACCUGCAUUUACACCUCCAAGUCUGUGUGAGGGUCGGUUUGCAGGGCCUCUGCAGUAUAGAGUGUGGAAAUCCAUGAAAGGAAGCAUUUACCCAGGUACUUUGGGCAACAUCUUUGCUACCUUUCAAAUCAAACCGCACAGACACACAAUAACCAACCACAUGUUGUUCAUUUCUAUGUUUCCUGUCUAUAGUUCCAGCAGCGAUCACAUUUAACUCCAGCACAGCCAACCCAUGGCUCAGCCUCACCUCCUCCCUCACCUGUGUCCGUUACCAAACCUUCAAUCACACAGUGCAGGACAACCCCUACAGGUUUAACGCAGCCCUGUCCCUCCUCGGAAGCCAGGGCUUCACCCAUGGGCGCCACUACUGGGAGAUCGAAGUCUACAGCAGCACUGUCUGGACUGUCGGUGUGGCCCGGGAGUCUGUGCCCAGGAAGGGAGUCAUCAAAGCUCUCCCAGCGAACGGCUUCUGGACUCUCUCCCUCUCUUAUGGGAUACAGUACAUGGCCGGCACUUCACCCCCGACUGUCCUGUCCCUAGAGGAGCCGCUGGCCCGGAUUGGAGUGUAUCUGGACUACAAGAGGGGCCUGGUGUCCUUCUACAAUGCAGAGUGCAUGACACACCUGUACACUUUCAGGGAGACCUUCACUGAGACGCUGUACCCGUACUUCAACCUGGGCUUUUUGGAUAAAGUGCAUGAGAAUGAGCCUCUCAAAGUUUUCUUACCAAAGAUUUAAAAAAAUGUGACAGGAACAAAAUAAUGACCCAAACAAAAGAAAACAGAGACUGGUGCUUUACUUUAUACAACAUUGUUCAAUUUAAAUGACCAAAGUGCAUCAUAUAACAAGAGUUUAGGUCAAGUUUUGUGUUUUUUAUGGAGCGUUGUUGAUUUAUUUCAUAAACAAACGAAAGGUUUUCUACCAAAAACAAGGUGUGAAGAUUGUGUCAUAUUGUCAACAUGACAGACUAUGUUGGCCUGUAACCUCAACCUGAUCAUCGGUGGGUCAGUGUUAUCUCAAAGCAGAACUGUGCAUUCACCUUCAAACAAGACAGAAAUCUCACAGAGAAACACAGAGACGCUCGAUCUGAACUCUGCAUGAAACUAUUCAGUAACCUUUACGUGACCUUUUUUGUCUUUGUAGAGCGCAUCUACCGCCGAACAUCAUUUCAGAGAGGCUGGACUUCGAUGAAGAAACUGAAACUGUGCAGUGUGCUAGCAUUGUUUUGUAUGAUAAAGUAAUCUUUCUUCUGCAUGAAACACUAACACAUUCCUUUAUAACUCUAGACUUUGAUUUUUAGACAUGUUGAAAUAUAUAUUUGUAAGCUGAUUAUAGUCUUAUUAUACUUAGGAUGAUUUUUGUCCAGUUCAGGACAUCAGGAAACUGUUUAGAUGACCUGGCUGCGAGUCUUUGAUAUUUCUUUUUAAUGUGUUUUAUUUUGAUAUCUACCUUUGACUCUGGUGCUCGAUGUCUGUGACUAGAGCAACUUGGCUGAUCCAAGUUGUGCAGUGUAAAACAUGAUUACAUAGGCAACAUUGUAUUAAAGGAAAUAUGUGAACAUUUUC
This is a messenger RNA of Xyrichtys novacula (pearly razorfish), 5530 nucleotides long. The record is from the annotation of a GenBank genome assembly. NCBI's taxonomy places the organism in Eukaryota, Metazoa, Chordata, Actinopteri, Labriformes, Labridae.